ACAAAAAGAUUUGUACUAUAAAUAUUAAAUAUGGAGAGUCAUAAAAAUCAUUCCAAAAACAACGAGUGAGAUUAUGGCCAAAGUAGGAGAUAGUUCCGGAGCUAAGGAACUGAAACUGCCCAAACCCAAAAUCUCCUUGUCUGAUCUCAUCUUUGUCAUGAACGUACGUACCGAAGCAAAUAUGAUAGCACUUGUGAAAUAUGGUGAGGAGCUAGAGUUUGGCCCCAAUGACCGGUUCCACAUACAAUUCGAAACCAUGAGCCAUCUCGGACAGUCCAAGUCCACUAUGGCCGAUGUAAAGAUCAAGUGCAGGGUCGUUUAUAAGGAUGAUUGGGAAGACGUCGUCACAAUCUUUGAUGCUCGAAGGUCAUUAGACGCAACCUUUGGAUGUUUGAUCAACGAUCUUGUUACUCCACAAGGCUAUAUGAUAAGUGGCCUCGUCGCCUAUGUCGAGGUGGCUUUCAAAGGCGAGUUACUUGACAAGAUCGGCCUUCAGAUGUUCCUCCAAGGCGACGGGAGAUACUUUUCACUUGACGAUACUCUUACAUAUCUUCAGUGUUUGUUCCUCUCUAAAAACUAAGUACUUAA
Capsella rubella is the source of this 588-nucleotide messenger RNA. RefSeq names its product probable F-box protein At5g04010. Bases 74 to 580 code for a protein of 168 amino acids. The record is from RefSeq and is a predicted model, not a curated record. Lineage: Eukaryota; Viridiplantae; Streptophyta; Magnoliopsida; Brassicales; Brassicaceae. The transcript has a single exon.